This is a messenger RNA of Balearica regulorum gibbericeps (East African grey crowned-crane), 965 nucleotides long. NCBI's taxonomy places the organism in Eukaryota, Metazoa, Chordata, Aves, Gruiformes, Gruidae. The record is from RefSeq and is a predicted model, not a curated record.
CGAAUGAGGAUGACAAAUCCAAACCGGCCGGUUCCGACGGAGAACGAAGAGGCGUCAAGAGACAACGCGACGAGAAAGACGAGCACGGCCGGGCUUACUACGAAUUCCGCGAGGAGGCUUACAACAGCCGAUCCAAGUCGCCGCCACCGCCGGAAGAAGAACCGAGAGAAGACGACGACGAAACCGUCGUCAUUCUGGACACCUAUACUUCGGAUCUUCAUUUCAAAGCCAGCAAAGAUCGUUACGGGGGUCAACCCCUCUUUUACGAAAAAUUUCCUUCUCUCUGGUCCGGAGCCCGGAGCACCCACGGAGUCACCAAAGGGAAAAUCUGCUUCGAGGCGAAGGUGACCCAGUACCUCCCAGUGAAGGAGGGCAGCACCGAGAUCCCCCUCUUCCGUGUGGGAUGGUCCGUGGAUUUUUCCCGCUCCCAGCUCGGGGAAGACGAGGUUUCACUUUCUUCUUUGAGAAUACAGAACUGUUUAGGCGACGACGGACGAGGGCUGAAGGUGGAAAACGGGCAGUUUGAGGAAUUCGGGCAAAGUUUCGGGGAGAAUGAUGUCAUUGGCUGCUUUGCGAAUUUCCAGGACGAGGAAAUGGUGGAAAUUUCCUUUUCCAAAAACGGCGAGGAAAUGGGAACGGCUUUUCAAAUCCCGAAGGAAUCCCUCGGCGACAGAGCUCUCCUCCCUCACGUCCUCUGCAAAAACUGCGCCGUGGAACUUAAUUUCGGCCAGAAGGAAGAACCGUUUUUCCCCGUUCCCGAAAAUUACGUUUUCAUUCACUCCGUCCCCGUGGAAGACCGAAUCNCUGCUUCACUUCCGCCUUUUUUCCCUCCUUAUUUCCAGGUUUUGCUGAUGGUCGGGCUCCCGGGUUCGGGAAAAACCCAAUGGGCACAAAAACACACCCAGGAAAACCGGGAGAAACGCUACAAUGUUUUGGGAACAGAAAUUGUCCUGCACCAAAUGAGG